This is a messenger RNA of Lutzomyia longipalpis, 1857 nucleotides long. Its product is annotated as BRCA1-associated protein. The record is from RefSeq and is a predicted model, not a curated record. Gene Ontology annotation, molecular function: zinc ion binding; ubiquitin protein ligase activity. Gene Ontology annotation, biological process: protein ubiquitination; Ras protein signal transduction. The transcript is spliced from 3 exons. Lineage: Eukaryota; Metazoa; Arthropoda; Insecta; Diptera; Psychodidae. Gene Ontology annotation, cellular component: cytoplasm. Bases 118 to 1755 code for a protein of 545 amino acids.
AGCUGUUUUUGCGAUGUUUAUUUUGUGAUGGUAAUCAAAAUUUUUCUCAACAAAGAAAAGUGAAAAAUCGAUCGUGAAAAUUCUUUUAAUGAUUUUCCCAGCAUCCCUUGUGGCUUCAUGUCCGUUUUAGUAUCUCUGUGUCACAUUAAAUUCGAAGUGGACGCACCCCCAGCAAUGAAUUCAGAAGAAACUGCAGAUGGGGCUUGUGCCAUUUCCUCGGACACAGCAAACCCCACUCGAUCUACCCAAAUGAAUCGCGGGCAGCGACAGCCACGGAACAUCAAAGUGGAGAAUUACACAAAUCGCGUUCUCGAAUCUUCGGAUUCAUCUCGAGGUCUCCUUCCUCCGAGUUCCCGAGAAGUCACCCCAAUGGAUGAGACACCACCCCCGAAGGCUGAUGUGCCGGAUGACAUAACGUUUUUCUCUGGGAAUCCAUUUGUCGAAGUCACAAAGGGCAUCAUUCACCUGUACAAGAAGAACGAGAUGACCGACAUGAUGGAUUGCCAAUCGAAAACUCUGUGUUUACUGGCCGUUCCGGCAAUUCUGAGCUGCCACGAUCUCCUGAACUUUGUGGCGCCAUGCCAUUCGGUGAUCCAGCAUGUUCGCAUCAUUCGAGAUGGGUCUCCAAAUCAAUUUAUGGUACUUCUUGAAUUCCGGACAAUUGAAUCAGCUAUUGAGUUCUAUGAGACAUACAAUGGGGUGCCCUACAAUAGCCUGGAGCCGGAUUCCCUCUGCCACGCUGUCUGGGUGUCCAGUGUUGUCUGGGGCUUCGAUGAGACACCCCCAGUUGGGCAUACUGAACUCCCCACGUGCCCAGUGUGCCUAGAGCGCAUGGACGAGAGUGUGGAUGGCGUGCUUACGAUUCUCUGCAACCAUGCCUUCCACGCUAGUUGCCUCGUGAAGUGGGGCGACUCCACCUGCCCCGUCUGCCGGUGCGUCCAAACACCUGAGCUGACUGAGAGUUCAGUGUGUAUGGAGUGUGAGGGAACCGAGGCACUCUGGAUUUGUCUCAUUUGUGGUCACGUGGGCUGUGGAAGGUAUCAAGGGGGUCACGCAUUCUCCCACUACAGGAUGUCAAAUCACACGUAUGCCCUACAGCUGGGCACAAAUCGCGUGUGGGACUAUGUGGGUGAUAAUUUUGUCCAUCGACUGCUUCAAAGUAAAACAGACGGGAAACUCGUGGCUACUCAGAGUCCCGAGGGGGAUGGUGAGGAGAAAAUUGACUCAAUGCAGCUAGAAUUCACAUACCUACUCACAUCUCAGCUGGAUGCUCAACGUGAGUACUAUGAGGAUAAAUUAAGUCGACUAGAGAGUCUCGUAACGAGUGAAACGGAUAAAAUUAAAGCUCACACGGCAAAGAUUACGGAACAAAAUGCAAAUCUUGAGGGGAAAGUGAAGGAAUUAACAAAGGAUAAGGCAGCACUUGAGAAGAAAGUCGUACAACUCACAACAAAGCUCAAUACAAUCUCCAAGGAACUCACGGAUGAACGACAAAUGGGUAAAGCUAUGCAGACAAAUCAAUCUCAGUGGCAGACAAAAUUUUCAACAUUGGAAAAGCGUUUCAAGGAGAUGCAAGUGGAGAAGGAUGCCACAAUAACGGAUCUCAAGGAGCAAGUGAGGGAUUUAUCGUUCUACAUGGAAGCACAGAGUGUUAUUGCAAAUUCAGAGAUUAAGGAGGAACUUGCUUCGGGAACUGUAAUCAUUCCAGAAGGUUCCGCCGGGCAACGGGGAAAGAAUCGACGGCGUAGAAAUUAAAAUUCAAUAUUUAAAUUAUCAUGAAUUUAUAUAGUGAUGGUUGGUGUGUUUCUCAAAAAUUAAGCUUUUCCAGCUUUUCAAUAAAAAAUUCUGAUAAAUGUU